Messenger RNA from Torulaspora globosa, 294 nucleotides. RefSeq names its product Mhf1p (gene MHF1). Lineage: Eukaryota; Fungi; Ascomycota; Saccharomycetes; Saccharomycetales; Saccharomycetaceae. Gene Ontology annotation, molecular function: protein heterodimerization activity; chromatin binding. The coding region runs from base 1 to 294 and encodes 97 amino acids. Gene Ontology annotation, biological process: replication fork processing; resolution of meiotic recombination intermediates. The transcript has a single exon. Gene Ontology annotation, cellular component: Fanconi anaemia nuclear complex; FANCM-MHF complex. The record is from RefSeq and is a predicted model, not a curated record.
AUGAGUACCAGAAAGGCUGAGAAUGACAAGAUCUUGGCUCAAUUGAAAGGUAAGCUUUGGUAUUGUAUUGAGCGACAGAUAGCGGAAGAGACGCCGUUCGACACAAGUUGUACAGCGAGUUUUACAAAUGCCCUGGUAGAGCUAUGCUAUUUGCAGCUUGUCGAGAUGGGCAAGGAUCUAGAGGCCUUUGCAAGACACGCUAGCAGAGACACCAUCACAGUCGAUGAUAUGAUGCUACUGCUGCGCAAGACACCACAUUUACAAAAGAUGCUGUUACCUGACGAUCUACGGUGA